GAGACGGAGUGCAAGAACGACAUGACAGAAGAAAGUAAUAAUACGGCAGAAUCGCUUGCCGGCCAAACGCAAACACAGCAUGGUAGCAUCAUCACCAUCCAAACCAGUCUGGGAGACGAAGAUGAAGAUGUUCACAAAUGUGGGCGAUGCGGCGUGGAGUUUUCCGCUUUGGAUGUCUUCAUUCAGCACAAGCUUAGCCGGAUCUGUAAACGUCCUUUACAGGACCUACAGGUGAAAGACUGCAAUAAAGAUGGAGAGCUGGCGAAUGAUACAGAGAGAUCCUCAAUGGAUGAAGGAGAUGGCAGAUUAACCAGCACGAACAUAAGGCCAGGUCACGUGACAAAGGACCAUGUCAAGUCUGAAAACAAAGAUAGUUCAGAUCAUACUAAAUCUGCCUUGAAGCUCAGCGAGGACGGGCGCUACGUUUGUCAUAUAUGUGAGAAGACUUUCAAAACGGCAAAUAUCCUGAGGACACACUUGUCCAUUCAUACAGACAAGAAGGACUUCAAGUGUGACCUUUGUGAGACUGCAUUCCGAACCAAAGGCUCUCUGAUUCGCCACAACAGACGGCACACGGAUGAGCGGCCUUACCAGUGCAAUCAGUGUGGCCUCUCCUUCAGAGAGUCUGGUGCACUGACGAGACACCUGAAGUCACUGACGCCAUGUAUAGAGAAAAUCCGGUACAGCCAGUGCAGAGAGAUCCUCUUCAGCAAGAAUGGUGUUUGCACAGAAGUACAGCAGCCUCCUGUGCUCCCUGACAAAGAGCAGCAGCUGCCUGUGGUCAGUGUGGUGCAGACAGUUCAAGAUGCUGUUCAUAUCCAGGUGGUAGAAAACCUUGGAGAAGUUAAUCAGGUGGUAUCGCAGCCUGUAGCUGAAGCUGUUGCAGAAGGAGACAGUCUAAUCUGCCAAGCCAUCAUCAACUCGGGCAUUGCUCUGGAGACUGAAGCAACGGAGGCGGCAGAGCAGGCAGAGGCCCUGUCACCUAAAGGGGUCCUGCAGAAUCCUGAGGCUGAAGCGAGAGUCCCGGAGGUUCAGGUGACUGAGGAGUGUGUGGAGGUGGAGGCAGAGACUGUGGAGACUUCAGAGAAAGACACCGAGCGCUCCCCUUCAAAGUCACACAAAUGCCCUCACUGUCAUCGAACAUUCAGAACAACGUCUCACUUGCGCAUCCACGUAAAAGGGCAUGCUGGUUACAAACCAUUUAAAUGUGUGAAUUGUCACAAGGAGUUCUUCACAGGCUACAUGCUGAAGAAGCACAUGGAGAUGCACGUGACUGAGCGCCGGUACAAGUGUGGUGAGUGCGGUAAGCUGUUCAAGGCUAUCGGGCACGUACGUGAGCACAUGAGGGCACACUCCAAUGACCGUCCACACCAUUGCACCCUCUGCAACAAGAGUUACAAGACUAAGAAUGCACUUCAGGUGCAUCAGCGCACACACGGUGAAGACAAACCAUACGUAUGUUCACACUGCUCUCGGGCAUUUCGGGAGAAAGGUGCUCUGGUGCGUCACAUUCGCCACCACACAGGAGAGAAACCUUUCAAAUGCUUCAAGUGUGGCCGUGGAUUUGCUGAGCACGGCACGCUGAACCGCCAUUUACGAGCGAAAGGAGGGUGCUCUGCCGUGCAGAAGCCGGAGCAGGUGGUGAACCCUGAGGAGCAGCAGGAGUGUGACAGAGUGGCAGCCGCCAUCAUUUCUGACGAUCCCCAUACUGUGCUGGUGGAAUUUUCUUCUGUGGUAGCUGAUACUCAGGAGUACAUCAUAGGGACACCAACGGAGGAGACGGUCGAAGCAGAGGAGGUGUCUGUCCCGAGUAACAAUCAUAACCAAUUGGACAGUCAAAUCAUAAAGGUGGUGCAACAGGUUGUGAAUCAGGUGCAAGACGGUCAGCAGAUCAUCGUACGUAACGUGGAAGCCAACGAGAAGCCUGGCGUUUUCGACAGCGGCGACACCAUCACCAUCGCUACACCUGAGAGCCUCACCGAGCAGGUGGCCAUAACUCUAGCCAGCGCCAUCAGCAACGGUGCCCUCCUGAGCACCACCUCCUCCACAGAAGGCACUACGGCGAUGGAGCAGGACGAGCACUAUGUCAUCGCUUCCUCUGACGAGAUGGAGAUUCAGACUGUUGUGGUGGUCUGACGGAGAAACAAUACAUCUCCUGAAGCUGGAUAAUGUCUCCUAAAGAACUUUUUGACUGUUACCCAAAACCUGUAGCAGUUUGCUUCUCUGUUAUGCCUUAUCUAGAUUAUUCUUAACUGUUUGCACUCACAAAAGGAGGAAAAUGAAUCCAUAUUGGUUUCUUGACUUGUGUAUAAUGAUUGUACAGACACUAGAUUAUUUUUAUAAUCUAUUUGUCUUAUCUGCAAUGAUGCCAAAUCAUCCUUUUUUUUUUUUCUUCCUCCUCAACUUUACAUGCACAUGAAGCUCAAAGGAAUUAUUGGGAAGAGGUUAAAGACUGUAAAUAUUAUGCUGCAUGGGUUUUAAACUAUAUAUUGUUUUGUGUAUAUUUUAUUUAUUUGAAAGAGAAGCCAGUUAUUGGUAUCUACGGUGGUAUGGGUAUUAUGGUGCUUUAGGAUUUUCUUGCUUCUCUCUCAAAAUGAAGCCCUGCAACUAACUUUUUUUUUUUUCCUUCCCCCUUUUUAUUGUCUUUCAAUACACACUGCCACGUUCUCCUAAA
This is a messenger RNA of Neoarius graeffei (lesser salmon catfish), 2674 nucleotides long. It is a transcript of the gene e4f1, whose product is annotated as E4F transcription factor 1. The transcript is spliced from 14 exons. The coding region runs from base 22 to 2136 and encodes 704 amino acids. The record is from RefSeq and is a predicted model, not a curated record. Lineage: Eukaryota; Metazoa; Chordata; Actinopteri; Siluriformes; Ariidae. Gene Ontology annotation, cellular component: nucleus.